Molecule: messenger RNA, 1588 nt
Organism: Balaenoptera musculus (blue whale)
Lineage: Eukaryota; Metazoa; Chordata; Mammalia; Artiodactyla; Balaenopteridae
Gene: ASPRV1
Product: aspartic peptidase retroviral like 1
Exons: 1
Coding region: 213-992 (259 amino acids)
Biological process (GO): proteolysis
Cellular component (GO): membrane
Molecular function (GO): aspartic-type endopeptidase activity
Source: RefSeq, a predicted model, not a curated record
GCAGAGUGAGCACGCUACAGCAGCUGUCCGUCUCUGCGCCCAGCGGUCGGUCAGACAACCCUCACCUGGUCCCUUCUGCCUGCCCAUGGCGAAUACCGAGCAACACUUUGCUUAGAGAGGCCUUGUUCUCCAGCGUGAUUGCACCAACGCUGCUCUGUGGCUUUCUCUACCUGGUGUGGGUUGCUGCUGCAGUUCCAGAGGAAAGCAGAGGGAUGGCCGGGAGUGGAGCCAGGAGCCGGGAGGGCCGCCGGGAGCAUGCCUUUGUCCUGGAGCCUUUUGAUGGAGCCAAUGUGGCCCCGCACCUCUGGCUAUACCGCUUUGAGGUCAUCAGUGACCUCAACCAUUGGGACCACGCCACCAAGCUGAGGUUCCUGAAAGAGUCCCUCAGGGGAGACGCCCUGGAGGUCUACAGUGGACUCGGUCCUGAGGACCAGGGGGAAUAUGGGGCUGUGAAAGAGACCCUCCUGAAGACCUUUGGGGGACCCGGGGCGGCCCACAGCUACCAGCCCAAGGAGAUCCUCUUUGCCAACAGCAUGGGUAAGGGCUACUACCUCAAGGGGAAAAUUGGCCAAGUGCCCGUGAGUUUCCUGGUGGACUCUGGGGCCCAGGUCUCCGUGGUCCACCCGAGCUUGUGGGAGGAGGUCACCGAUGGAGACCUGGAUACCCUGCGACCCUUUGAGAAUGUGGUGAAAGUGGCCAACGGGGCUGAAUUGAAGAUCCUGGGUGUCUGGGAUACAGUGGUGUCCCUGGGCAAGCUGAAGCUGAAGGUAGCUUUCCUAGUGGCCGACGCAAGUGCGGAAGACGCCAUCAUUGGGACUGACAUGCUCCAGGACCACAAUGCCGUCCUGGACUUCGAGCAUCACACGUGCACACUGAAAGGGAAGAAGUUCCGCCUUCUGCCUGUAGGAGGGUCCCUGGAAGACGAGUUCGACCUGGAGCUCAUAGAGGAGGAGCCCUACUCAGAGGAGGGGCGGCAGCAGCUCUCCUAUUGAGAAGCCCCCUUUGCCUCACCCCCCCAGAUAUUGGCGGGAGGACCCACCACGGUGGAGGGGAAGGGCACGUAUCCUCAGGGGGUCACUUGGCUUGGCCAGCCCGCUUAAACCAACCCUCGCCCUCCUGCUCCUCCUCCCUCUGCAGGGGCCUUAAUCUGCCCCUGAUGGGGGAGGCUUCCAUUGGAAAAGGAACAGGUGAGGGAGAGCAGGCUGGCUUUCUUCAGGGGUGGGGCGGGUCCUCGUGGUUGUCAAGCUGCUGUUGGUGGCAAAGACUCGGAGGCUAGAAGAAGGUUCCAAGAAGGCUAGAAAUGAUUAUCUUUGGGAGAGGACUGGGGGACGCCUUCAGGUUCCCUGAGAUGUGGCUCAAUCACCUUUGGGCCCAGGUGGCCUGUCUCGGCUGGGCUGGGUCCUGGCUGCAGGGUCCUUACAAGCAAGACCCAGCCCUCAUGGUGUGGGUCACAGCUGCCCUGGGAUUCUUCACUGUUGGGUCUUCCCACCUGCACAAUGUGUGUUUCCUUCUGCUAUUUGCUUCGAAACCCAUUGAGCCUUGUGCCAAUAAUUCAUUACUUCAAAAACCAAUAAAGGUUGACUCAUGG